AUGAACAUGAUCAGAGCAACAAGUGAGCGAUCAUUCACUCAUUGGUCAAACAUCAUCUUCAAAGGAAGGUGUACAUUCUCAUCAUCUUCAACAUCGACUUCAUCAACUUCAUCAGACACAACAACAACAUCAUCGUCAGCAGUAACGAAUGAAAGGAUUAGUAAGAUACUUAGUCAGUUCCCAACUAUAAAGUAUGGCUUUGCUUAUGGAUCAGGUGUAAUACCACAGAAGGGAUAUAAUGCAGGUGCUACAUCAAUCAGUUUGGAUAAGAUGCCCAUGAUUGACUUGGUGUUUGCAGUGGACAACACAUUAGAGUGGCAUAAAGAGAACAUUGAACGCAACUUCCAUCACUACUCAUUCCUGGCAUACAUGGGCGAGCAAUCAGUCAAUCAUGUUCAAAAGAUGGCCGCCAAGGUCUACUACAACACUCUCUUGAAGCAUGAAGGAAUAAGAUAUAAGUAUGGAGUGAUCGAGUACGGCGACUUGAUUGAUGAUCUUCGAAACUGGGACAGCUUAUAUGUGUCUGGACGAAUGAUGAAGCCGAUAUUACAGUUGCCAAACCUGGCGGAUGGAGGCGAACAUAUGAGCGCGGUCAAUCGUGACAGCAACCUGUUGUACGCCAUCAGUUGUGCAGUGUUGACACUGCCAUCAGAGUUUAGCGAGUAUGAGUUGUACCAUAUGAUCAGUUCAAUCUCCUACAUGGGCGAUAUUAGAAUGCGAGGUGGAGAGAAUCCAAACAAGAUACACAACAUCGUCGUCAACAAUCUCGAGUCAAUGCGCGCCAUCUAUAUGCCACUGAUCAAGCAGCACUUUGGCAACAAUAUAUCAAUUGGUCAUGUGGACAACACUGGUCUACAUCACUUUAUAAAGGUAAAGAUCAUGAUCAUGAUCAUGUCGUGUCGCGUUGUCGUUGUUGUGUCCAUAACUAACAAUGUUGUCGUUAUCCACAAUAGUGCGGUCGUGAGCAACCUGCGGAAGAACUUGCGAGGUGGAAAGGUUCAUGUUGAGCCACAGGUUGUGACCAAGUGUAUCCAGGACAUUGUCGGUCGCAGCAGCUUCACACAGUCUGCCAAAGGUGUUCUAACUGCUGGUCUAACCAAGUCACUCGAGUACAUCUAUCUCAAGCUUCAGAAGUCGUCGUCCAAGUGA
Molecule: messenger RNA, 1149 nt
Organism: Acytostelium subglobosum LB1
Lineage: Eukaryota; Evosea; Eumycetozoa; Acytosteliales; Acytosteliaceae
Exons: 3
Coding region: 1-1149 (382 amino acids)
Biological process (GO): cardiolipin biosynthetic process; CDP-diacylglycerol biosynthetic process
Cellular component (GO): mitochondrion
Molecular function (GO): phosphatidate cytidylyltransferase activity
Source: RefSeq, a predicted model, not a curated record